AUGGCUUCUGAUGAUGACGACGUAUCGAAUUUGGACAUUUUCCGGUACGCCCCGCGGAACGUACUUGUGGUCUUGUACGCUGUCUUCUUUCCGCUGAUUGCCAUAAGUAAUCUCUCUGUUCUCUACGUCCUUCUCAGCAGUGCUAAGAUGCGGACAUCUACAAACAUUUACAUCACUUCCAUCUGUUUUGCCAGCUUUCUCGUCGGUUUGUUUACAUGCAUUUCCUCACUACACGAGUUGACCGCCAGUGAAGAUAUCGGUACCUCCCACCUCACGGUUUGCGUUAUGUUUGUUUACCUAGAAAUCAUGGCCAUCACUGCGUGUACAUUGUCUUUCACAGCUACUGCGGUAGACCGCUACCGAACUAUUGUGCAGUCAAACAAACCGCGCUUUUCCCUGAGGGCCACUUGCUGUAUUUUGGCCGGAGUCUGGAUCGUCGCGCUUUUAUAUGCCUGUCGUACAUUCAUUCAGUCUGCAGCAAGUGAGGAACACGAGUCUGACGAAGACACAUCCACAACGAAAGACUGGCUAGAAACGAAUAAGACUGCCAACGGAACAACGGAAACGAUGCUUAAAGAGCAUCAAGAACAACGUAUCUGCAGCAACUUCCUGGAGGACGAGAGCGACGACUUUAUUUUCCGCGUCAUAGAUAUGUUUGUUAUCUUUCUCGUUCCUCUGAUCGUCAUGUCCGUUCUCUACUCGCUGGUCGCUGUCAAAUUGUGGGCCUCCAAAGGCCCUACCAACAGCUCGACUAGAGACAAACGGAAAACACUUCGCCUCUUGUUGAUCAUUGUCGCUCUGUUCUUCUUCUGUUGGUCUCCGUUUCACCUGUUUGAGGUGAUCCACGACUCGCUGGAGACCCAAGGGCUGGAGCUGGAGACGGCGUCCUUCUCAGGGGCCCGCGUCUGGUCACUAGUACUGGCCAUCAGCAACUCUUGGCUCAAUCCCAUUGUGUACUGCUAUCUGAACAGGAACUUCCGCGUGGAGCUGAAAAAGAAGAUACGAUACUGGAGGGUGUGUUGCUGUAGGAGCCGUGUUUUCCCUGAGGACAACCAGCAAGGUACUACGGAAACAACACAAGGCAGCGAUUAA
Molecule: messenger RNA, 1092 nt
Organism: Liolophura sinensis
Lineage: Eukaryota; Metazoa; Mollusca; Polyplacophora; Chitonida; Chitonidae
Product: neuromedin-K receptor-like
Exons: 1
Coding region: 1-1092 (363 amino acids)
Biological process (GO): G protein-coupled receptor signaling pathway
Cellular component (GO): plasma membrane
Molecular function (GO): G protein-coupled receptor activity
Source: RefSeq, a predicted model, not a curated record